UGUUGUUAAUGAGAAUAGGGAAUCAGUCAAGUGAAUCGAUGAAAUUCUUAUAAAGAUUGUCAAGCGUGACAUGCGAUCAUUUACGUACGUAAACGGAAAGAGAGUAGCAAUGGAAUCGCUUACGUCAAAAUCCCUGAAAAUAGCCGCCGUGGUGGCAUUUUAUUGGACAAUAUCUAUAUCUAUGGUAUUUUUAAACAAAUAUUUACUCAGUAGUAAGGACUUAAAGCUAAAUGCCCCAUUCUUCAUCACAUGGUUUCAAUGUGUUGUGAGUGUAUUAUUGAUUGCAUUCUUUAGUUUUCUGGCUGGUGUUAUUCCAAAUAUAGUGAAAGUACCUCCUUUUAAAAUUGAUCCUGCUAUUAUCAGAGGCGUAUUGCCAUUAUCAUUAGUCUUUGUGUCUAUGAUAUCUUUUAACAACCUUUGUUUAAAAUAUGUAGGCGUGGCUUUCUAUUACAUCGGCAGAUCAUUAACAACAGUAUUUAAUGUGGUAUUUACCUAUCUUAUGUUGGGUCAGUCUACAUCAGGAAAAGCUAUAGCAUGUUGUUUAGUUAUUAUUAGUGGAUUUUUAUUGGGUGUUAAUCAGGAAGGAGCUACAGGAUCUCUAUCUUUGAUGGGUGUUUUCUUUGGAAUGAUGGCCAGUGCUUGUGUAGCACUCAAUUCUAUCUUUACAAAGAAAGUUUUACCUCUAGUGGACAAUAAUGUCUGGAGAUUAUCUCUAUAUAAUAAUCUGAAUGCUUGUGUUUUAUUUGUGCCCCUUAUCGUUUUAUUUGGCGAGACUUCAGAAGUCUAUAAUUUUCCCCUAAUCUCAAGUUCAUAUUUUUGGUGUAUGAUGACAGUGGCUGGAGUUUGUGGAUUUGGUAUUGGUUAUGCAACAGGUCUUCAAAUUCAGUUUACUUCACCUUUAACCCACAACAUAUCUGGAACCGCCAAGGCUUGUGCACAGACUGUUAUAGCUUGUAUAGCUUUUAGUGAAGUCAAGCCAUUUUUAUGGUGGAUUAGUAAUAUGGUUGUACUGUUCGGAUCAAGCGCUUAUACAGAAGUUAAACGUCGAGAAAUGAAACAGCAACAUGAAUUGGACCAAGUUAAAUCGGUGGAAAAACCCAAGGAUGAGGAGGACGGUCCUCUUCUGCCACAGAAGGUGUGAUCACAUUUAUAUCAUCUUACAUAAUAAUAUGAUUCAUGUAAAAAUCCUAUAUAUUUUAGAAUUGGUGCAUAAUAUCAUUUUAUUCAUUUCGAUAUUGACCGGUAUCAAUUCAGUAUCAAUGAUAUGACAAAAGUGGGUGAUUAUUUUUUUUAUUUGAAAUUGUUCCAAAUAAUUUCAUUAUUAUAAAGGGAAAAACCAAUCGAUCAGGUGAAUUAAAACUUUUUUCUGAUUUUAAUGGAAUCUACCUGGAGCUAUUUACAAAUAGAUUAAAAGCCAAUGUAUUUAUUAGAUUUAUUUUGAUUUGCUUUGCUUGCUAUUACAGAGAAUUUUAUUAUAAAUAAAUCUGAAAUAAUUAAUUUCAUGUGGGUUCAUAUAAAAUGUAUGUUAUCGUGGUAAGAUGGCAAAAAAGUUACUUAUAUACAGUAAUACCAUUUUUUGGGGGCAAAUCAAUUAUUAAAUAUUCAAUUUGUAAUCACAUAUUAAACCAUAAUUUAUGUUAAUUUAAAACAAAGAUUCACUCCCAUUAGUCUGAUGCAUUAAAAGUUAACCAGAAAAAUAUGUUAUUCUACUGGCACUGCCAUUGAUCUUGCACCAUGUUUAGAACUAAGAGAGAGCUAAUUGACAGCGUAAUGAUUGUAUUUUGCAGGUAGAAUUACUGUUGAGUAUUUACAAAUUAAAUGUAUAUUAUGAUUUAUGAAUAAUAGAAGCAAUUUGUUCACCAUCUAUAAACAUAUAGAUUGCUUUUAGUUUUCAGACAAGAUAAGAAAGUGUAGGUAAUGUAGGUAUGUCCUAUAGCCAAGUGUUGUUUGUAUUUGGAAUUUUGGUUAUCUUCAGCUAUUUCUAUCUGAUGGUUUCAGGCUUGGGAUAAAAUUAUGUAAUCACAUUUUUCACUUGUUCAUUGGUAAUUUUGCAGAAAAGUAGGAUGUUAAACUCCAUUUUAUUCAUUCAUUCAUUGGUAAUUUAUCUUUUAAUCCUGUAAAAUUUUGUAUUUUAACAGAGAAUGCCAUACUGACAAUUUAUAUAUAAUAGUGUACUGCUUCAGUUCCUUCAUUUAAUUUACAGCUGAGUGUUUGGUUUACAAUGUUUGUUAUCGUAAACUGGGAUUUUACAUGGUGUGUUUUAUAAUGAUAUAUGUAAUUUAUUGAACUUUGAUUCACGAUAAGUUAAAUUUAAAUCACGAUAAGUUAAAUUUAAAUCACGAUAAGUGAAAUUUAAAUCACGAUAAGUGAAAUUUAAAUCACGAUAAGUGAAAUUUAAAUCACGUUAAAUUUAAAUCACGAUAAGUUAAAUUUAAAUCACGAUAAUUUAAAUUUAAAUUCACAUAUCUAACACCAUUUUGCAUAUCAUUUUUAUGAGAUGCUUUUUUCACUACAGAAUUGACCAUCAAUGUAUUAUUGUAACACAUGACAUGUGUAAUUCAUUGCCCCUCAUCUGCUUUUAAAAAUAGUGUAAAUUUUUGACUCUCUCGCACACUCUCUAACCAGGUUCGUUCCCGGUGUCGGCCGAGAAAGAUUCUCAUGAUUUUCCUGGGACUCCAGUCAGAUUUUCCCUUGUCAGUGGGAAAAGCAUCUUGUAGUUCGGAUAGGACAAAAAACAGUCCUGUGUUCACCAUAUACAGCACUUCAAAGAUCUCCUGGACAGUUAGAAAUCUGUCAAGAAAGCUGUCAAAACAAUUUCCUCACAGCUCACUAAAUGGCAUAUACCCCCCUGCCCCCCCCCCCCCUCCCAACACACACACACUAGCCCAAUUGAUGCAGAAAAAUAAGACCCUAAACCCCAUUUCAUUUUAUCAUAAAUUAUUGUGUGAAAGAGUUGCACAUACCUUAAAUGUUAGGAAGACAACAUAACAUUUGUUCAUGUUUACUAGAAAUGUAGAUUCAUCCAAUGUAUCCUAGUUAACUCAUGUUCGAAUCACUUUCCUUGCUUUACAUUCAAAGAUUAUUACAUCAUUAUCUCAGAAUAAAUGUAAAUAGUGUCAGUGAGAUACAUCCCUAGAAAUAUUUAUAUUGAAUGCCUACACUGGUGAAAAUUGAUAUAUCUGUCGUCAGUUUUUGUUUUCUUUCUUCGCCAACCUGUCAUGUAUUCACUUCUUUGUGUGAAUGCAAUAACCACAUUUUUCUGCUUUCCACUAAAAUGCCAUAUUAUUGUUUUUCAUUAACUAUGUGAUAAUCCCUUCUGACCUCUGCUCAAGUUUUUGUAGUCUUGAUUAAUCAAGAUUCUCUAUCAUUUAUCGUAAUACAAAAGUAACCACAUAUAUGCCCCUAGUUUCCUACAUGUCUGCAGUAUAACCCCAUAUUGAAAUAGACAUUAGUGUCCUUCAGUACAUGUAGUACUACAUGUACUAAAAGACAUUAAUGUAAAUUUCAGAGGUAGUAGUACUACCAAUCUGAUUAAAACACAGAUCCUAUUUCGUUUCGUUUUUUAUAAUUUCAAAAUUUCAAUUUACUUGUCUAUACUUUACUAGGAUCUGGAAGAGUUGUUAUAUUACCGGCGUUCUGGUUGAAGUGAGGGAUUAGCCAAUGAAAUGGUCGGUUACGGCGAGUUCUUGGCGUUUGAUGCACGGAACUGUGGGUAAACCACUAGAAACAUUAACACUGAUUGAUUAAUCAAUGUCUAAUGUCAUAGAGUCAAAAGCCACUCGUAUGACCCCUGACACAACCUUCCAGUACAACCGGUUAGAUCUUCAUGUACAUGUAGUGUAGGCCAUAGAAAGUAUAAAAAAAACGAAACGAAAAAUAGACCUGUAUUUUAGUCAGAUUGUACUACUACUACAUAUAUUGAAAUCUUUCAGUCCCUACAUUCCCCAUAUUGCAACACUUCAUAUGCUACAUGUACCUGAAAAGAUAACACUUAUUUUACUUGUUUAUAAAAUAUUGUAUAUAAAAGAGGGAUUUGUAUUAUAUUUUGGAUAUUCCGUAUGUUGUUAUUUUUAUGUGACAAUUGUUAGCUUAUAGAUAUAUUUUUGGUAUAAAUUAUAUUUAUUAUUCAUUUCUUGUUGUGUUUUUUCAUUGAUUUUACAUAAUUUUUACUUGAUUGUUACAUAAUUUAUAAUUUGGCAUUUAUUAUUUUUUAAAAAGGGGGAAAUAUAAAAGAUGUUAGCAGUAGAAUACCUAAAAGUUUGGUGACACAUUUUAAUGGUCACCUCCUUUAUGUGGGGAAAAUGUUUUUAGAUAUUUUAGAUCUAUGGUUCAAGGUUCUAUAAAUUGUGGGGGUGCAGUCAGAUAAGGGUGGAGGGGAUUCUUAAAAAAGGCUGCAACUUCUUUUGGGCAGUGUUUUUUUUUUAAUUAUAUAAAAAGUUUACAACCCCUUGUCAGAAAUUUCAUAGCAUCACUAAUUCAGUUAUAUAUGGAAUGUACAGCACGAUAGUUACAUUGCCAACUACAUUCACAAUGACUCAGAUUCUUCACCGGUUUAAAUUUUUAUUAGAAAAAUUCAUGAUUCCAGAAAGUGCAACACUCUACAUUCCCAUUUCAAUACACUGAUGGUUUUUCUUUCAUUAAGCCAAUAAUUGAAUCGAAUACAAGAGGCAAUGUAUUUAUUAUUGAUGGAUUUGCUGAAAUCUCAGGAUCUUAUUCUUAGAGUAAAUGCAUCUCGAUAAUGGAAUAACUUGUUAUCCGUGUUUCAAUGGACAAGUAUAAAAGAUGAUAGAAAUCCAAUCGGAUUAAAAUACAGAUCUAUAUUUCGUUUCGUUGUUUUUUAUACUUCCGGUGGCGUCUACUACAUGAAGGUCUGACCGGUUGUAGUGGAAGGUCCCAUCAGAGGUCAUAUGAGCGGCUUUUGACCCUACGACGUCAGACAUUUGAUUAACCAAUCAGCGUUGAUGUUUCUAGUGGGUUACCCACAGUUCCGUGCACCUCACACCAGAAUGUUUCAUUGACUAAUCCACCAUAUCGUCCACAACGCGGGUUAUAUAACAACUCUUCCAGAUCCUAGUAUAGUAAAGACAAGUAAAAUGAAAUUUUGAACUAGAAAAAACAAAAUGAAAUAGGAUCUGUGUUUUAAUCAGAUUGAUAGAAAUCUAUGCUUCGUUUGAAAAUUCUGUGUUCACAAAAUGCUAACCUCGUAUUUAUAAAUGUAUAUAGGCAAGAAGAUAAAACCUGACAAGUCAUACUUCAGGCCAUCUUCAAUAGAAGGCUUGAUCCUGCUUUAACUCUGUACAUGCUAGAUGUUGUAAAACUCAGGGUCGUUGCUUCAGGAACAGGACUUCAUGCUAACAUUACCGAUGUGGAUGUGAAUUAACUCCUUUUCACUUAUAAUUUAUGUCUCUUAUUUUUAAAAUUAUGAUUAGAAAUUAUAUUUUUAAUUGUUAUGUAUCUACUAUAUGUAUCUAUUAAUUUGUAAAUGCACUGAAGAAGCAUUAUUGAUUUAAUGUAUUGUUAUAGUAUCAAUGUACACACAUUUACAUUUACGAAAAAAGUUAAUACAUGUAUAUAUUCCCUUUUUGAUUUAUCACUACUUAAAUGUUUUUAUGUAAAGUUUCCAACCUCGACUCAAACACUUUCUACACUUGUGUAAAUUAGCCAUGUUGGAGGGAAAAUUAUCCUGUCUAUUAGCAAGAUUCAAAAUAGAAGAAAUAAGAUUUUUUAAGCAUAAAUUAUUGAAGCAAACUGUUGAGGGGAGAUAUAAUAGUUUUAAUUAUUCUAUGCUAAUAGCACUCACUAUUCAAUGCCAUCUGGAAAUCUCAUGGCCUCAUGUUAAUCUGAUCAGAAAUAGCCAUUGAACGAGUUAGUUAGUAGAGAUUGCUAGCUUUGUGCAAGAGAUUGGUACCAUUUAUUAAAGAGCCAAUCCCGAUAAUAUUUUUGAGAAUAAAACUGUUUAAUUUUGUGUUAAAAUCCCUUAAAAUCGUCUACCUUAGAAUCGAGCAACUAACUCAAUAUAUGUGAUACAUUUUUAAACAACUUAAACCCGUCAGUCUUCAUUUGUAAAUGGAGACGGCGCCCCAAGCUGUAUGAUGCGGUGAAUGGAUAAAACCAGACUUUUAUUUUAUAAAAAUAAUGUAUAGGUGAAAUUUACCUUUCGUUAUUAAGUACAGCACGUGGGUCAUGCACUGUACAGACCUCUAAAGGAACGAGAAUCGAUUAUCAGGUCACCCAACGAAAAAAUUGACCCGAAAUCUUAAAAGAGUAACAUGUCUGGAUAAGCAGUUUUGAUGUUCACGUCCAAACGACUCAAUAUUAAGAGCUAAAAAUUUCAUACGUCCUCAGACUUUUAUUUUUGAGACUCUGUUCAAAUCGGGAUAGUCCCAUUACGAAUUGAUCAUAUUAGUUUGCUUUAAAUUUUUGGGUAAAUACAUACAAUAUUUUAACCCUCAUACUUGCGUGUCUGACAGUUGAAAUGAUCAAAGCCAUAAUUACUGAUUUUAUCCUGUCAGCCAAGCAGAUUGUAUUUAUCAGCUAAAUAGAAAUAUGCCCGAAGGAGUAACCUGCUUAAUUCACUUUAUAUUUUAUGAGAGAACCCUAGUAAUUACCUGAUAAUAAAUAUUAUAUAACUUAUCACAGUGUUUAAAGCACGGAUUGUCUCUUUGAUGUUAUUGUAAUGAUUUUAAGUCAAUUUUGAGUAUUAUGUAACUAUGCCUAAUUUAUCAUAUUGCUUUGAAUAGACUAGUUAUUUAAAAGAAUGUAGCCUUUAGGCUAAUAAUCUAUUGUCUUAAAUUUCAUUUUGUGGCAUAUUUUUUGAAUACCCUUUCCAUAACUAUAUUCACAAUCCUUGCUAUAUAUCAAGAUUUGACUUUUAUCAAAUGAUGUCACGGUAAUGCUUUUGCUCCUUUAGACAUUUUUCGGUUUGGUAUUCUAGAAAAAUGGAAGAAUUUAUGUGAGUGUUGUGAAGUCAGUUUGUUUCCAUGAAUGUAUUUUCGAAGAUGUAUGACUCAAAUCAUAUCUUAAUUGGGGGAAUUUGUGAAAUUUGCGCUGUGUGAUUUAAAGUUUUAUAUAAAGAGGGUUAAAAUCAAAA
This is a messenger RNA of Patella vulgata (common limpet), 7090 nucleotides long. Its product is annotated as GDP-fucose transporter 1. The transcript has 6 exons. Gene Ontology annotation, molecular function: antiporter activity. Gene Ontology annotation, cellular component: Golgi apparatus. Lineage: Eukaryota; Metazoa; Mollusca; Gastropoda; Patellidae. The coding region runs from base 71 to 1141 and encodes 356 amino acids. The record is from RefSeq and is a predicted model, not a curated record. Gene Ontology annotation, biological process: protein O-linked glycosylation via fucose; GDP-fucose import into Golgi lumen.